AUGGUCCUCAAACCUGAAGACUACACAGUUGCAUGGUUUGCACCUUUGGAGAUUGAGGCCAAGGUUGCUCGCCACAUGCUGGAUCACCGACAUCAGGGUGUAUUUGCAGUUGAUCGCGGAGAUGACUACGUCUUCCAGGCCGGCGACAUAGCAGGGCACAACGUCGUCAUCGCAACUCUGCCUGCGGGACAAGAAUAUGGGACGGGCUCUGCGGCUGCUCUAGCCGGCCAAGUCAAAAAGUCCUUCCCUAAUCUUCGAUUUGGUCUGCUGGUUGGUGUAGCAGCAGGGCUGCCGAAACUUGUCGGGGAACCGCCGCUGCGCGAUAUUCGGCUGGGUGAUGUACUGGUUGCUUUGCCCCAAGGUGACAGUGCAGGGCUCGUUGCUUACGAUCUGGGAAAAGAAACGGCCCAUGGAUUCGAACCUCUGAGACUGGGGCAUAGCCUUGCCAUGACGGAAACCAUCAUCAGGUCUGCAAUCGGAAACAUUAAGCUCGAUGAACCACACGAGAGUGAGCUAUUCCUUCCUUACUACGACAAGAUUAAAGGACAUAGAUGGGUCAGUGGUGCUUCAAGUGGCAAUUUCAUGGACCCUGGCCAGGGAAACGACGUGCUUUACGAUGGAGACACGGCAGUGCGGCGGCCGUGGAGGUUCGAAUCAGAACGGACUCGUGUAUGGUACGGCCCCAUUGGUUCUGGGGAGAAGCUCAUGAGACGUGCAGACCAGAGGAACCAGCUCCGCGACAGGUUUAACAUCAUUGGGCUGGAGAUGGAGGCUGCAGGUACCGUGAAUCGCAUUCCGGUUGGGGUCAUCCGGGGUGUUUGCGAUUACGGAGAUGAACGCAAGAACAAGGAAUGGCAGCCCUAUGCGGCAGCAAUGGCCGGGGCAUUUGGAAAGGCUGUUCUUUAUCAGAUCCCACCACCUCUCACAACUGCCGCUUCUCGCGUCUCUUCAGCUCCGAUAAACAGCAAUCCUACUCCCACGCCCCAGAAGACGGAGAUCCAGAUGGCCGACUGA
Molecule: messenger RNA, 1014 nt
Organism: Trichoderma citrinoviride
Lineage: Eukaryota; Fungi; Ascomycota; Sordariomycetes; Hypocreales; Hypocreaceae
Product: Pfs, NACHT and WD domain protein
Exons: 2
Coding region: 1-1014 (337 amino acids)
Biological process (GO): nucleoside metabolic process
Molecular function (GO): catalytic activity
Source: RefSeq, a predicted model, not a curated record